UGAUCAUUUUUGUCAUUACGCCGUUGAUGGUUAAUUUAGACACGACUGCAUGAUGGAUAUGGCACACACACCCAUGGCAAUUUCUUAACAUAUACCCAUCAUUUCCAUUAUACAGCCAUUACAUACCUGAUACAUUUGAUUUGAGAUCGAGUAGAAUCAAUAACAUGGAGAAAUCAUCACCGGAAAAGCUUAUACUGGUUACUCACGAACCCGGCGGGGUUGCGUGUAUCACAAUCAACCGACCAAACUCCCUGAAUUCUCUCACUAAGUCAAUGAUGACCGAUCUUGCUCGAAUUUUCAAGUCUCUGGACGCAGAUGAUUCGGUUCGGGUCAUUAUACUCACCGGAUCGGGUCGAUCGUUCUGCUCCGGUAUUGACCUGACGGCGGCGGAGGACGUGUUUAAGGGUGACUUCAGGGAUAUGGAGAUUGAUCCGGUGUUCCAAAUGGAGCGAUGUAGGAAGCCAAUUAUUGGGGCUGUUGCUGGAUUUGCUGUUACUGGUGGUUUUGAGAUUUCUCUCGCUUGUGAUAUCUUGGUUGCCUCCAAAGAUGCUAAAUUUUUGGAUACUCAUGCUAGGUUUGGGAUAUUUCCUUCUUGGGGUCUAUCACAGAAACUAUCUCGCAUUAUUGGACCCAACCGAGCUCGUGAAGUGUCCUUAACUGCAACACCUAUCAACGCAGAACAAGCUGAGAGAUGGGGCUUGGUAAAUUAUGUUGUUGACAGAAAUGAACUUUUGAACAAAGCUAGGCAAAUUGCAGAAGCCAUCAUCAAGAACAACCAAGACUUGGUUUUGAGGUACAAGGCAGUUAUCAAUGAUGGGUUCAAACAUGACUUGACCCGAGCCCUUGCUCUUGAGAAGGAGAGGGCUCACGAGUAUUACGAUGGAAUGGGCAAGGAUUACUUUAAGAAAAUGCAAGAGUUCAUUGCAGGACGGAAUACAAGCAAACCUUCAUCAAAAUUAUAGAUUUAUCAUGUGUAAUUUUUUUUCUGCUUUUGAAAUAAACUAGUCUAACACAGGUUUUAUCAAAAAGUGAAAUGUUGCUCCGAUUAGUCUGAUUUUACACUGCAAUGGUUUAAUAGAACACACAGUUAAAAAUGUUAUUGUAACUUCAGUUGAGUGGUGAUGAUGUUAGCAAGUGACAAUCAUAGUCUACUAUGUUACAUUCCUGUCUUCAUUUUU
This is a messenger RNA of Solanum tuberosum (potato), 1178 nucleotides long. Its product is annotated as short-chain-enoyl-CoA hydratase. Bases 165 to 962 code for a protein of 265 amino acids. NCBI's taxonomy places the organism in Eukaryota, Viridiplantae, Streptophyta, Magnoliopsida, Solanales, Solanaceae. The record is from RefSeq and is a predicted model, not a curated record. The transcript has 3 exons. Gene Ontology annotation, cellular component: peroxisome.